AUGGCCUCAAGAACUUCAGCAGAGAGGGUGCAAGAUGAAGCCGUAUGUCCUAUCUGCCUGGAGUACCUGACGGAGCCUGUGACUCUAGACUGUGGGCACAACUUCUGCCUCGCCUGCAUCACUAAGCACUGUGAGACAUGCACAGAGGGGGACUCUGACCCUUUGUGCUGCCCCAGCUGCAGAGCCCAGAUCCGGAGACAGAAUUUCCAGCUGAACUGGCAGCUGGCAAAUAGAGUAGAGCAAGUUAAAUACUUGCAUGUUGAAGCAGAGAGAGAACAAAAAGUGAAUCUAUGUGCAAGACACAAGAAAGAGCUGAAGUUGUUCUGUGAGGAUGACAGAGAAGCCAUUUGUGUGAUCUGCAGAGAGUCCAAGGAACACAGAGCUCACACUGUGGUUCUCAUAAAGGAUUCUGCCCAGGAGGACAAGGAGGACAGCAGCAUCUUGAGCAGGCGUAUGGAGGUGAAGCUCUAGCACCAAGUGGAGAUUUCUCCUGAACUGGCUGAGAGCCUCAAUACUUAUAACCAAAGUAAUUCUCUAAUGGAGACUCAGAGGAAAUUCAAAGGUAACAAUAGCAGUGAAAACGCAGCACCAUGGACCAGCAACCUGAGUACAUACCUAGAGUACCCAGCAGGCUUGUACUGGAGAAAAAAAAUAUUUCAAUCUAUGGGACCAGAUGAGAAAGUGAAUAUGACUUUGGAUCCAGACACUGCUCAUCCCUAACUUGUCCUGUUUGAGGAUCAGAAAAGUGUGAGAUGGGGAUUCACACAGCAGAAUCUGCCCAACAAUCUGGAGAGAUUUGACAAUGAUCCUGUUGUACUGGGUUGUGAGGAAUUCACCUCAGGGAGAAAUUGCUGGGAGGUGGAGGUGGGAGAAGCAAGAAGCUGGGUUUUCGGGGUUGCAGAGUCUGUGAGCAGGAAGGGAAGGAUCAGUGUUAGCCCUGAGCAGGGCUUCUGGGCUUUGUGGCAGAGGGGGGCAGGGUGGUUGGUGGCUUACACUUCCCCUGAGGGGACUCACCUCCCUCUUGCUGAUAAACCUAGGAGGAUCCGGGUCUGUCUGGACUACGAAUGGGGGCAGGUGACAUUUUUUAAUGUUGAUAAUGAGGCCCUGAUCUUCACUUUCCCACCGGCCUCUUUCUCUGGGGACAAAAUCUACCCUUUCUUCUCAGUUGGGGAAAGAGGAAUGUACACAUCUUUCUCAUACUUGUGUGGGCCAUCCCAUAUCACAGUGUGUCCCUGAGACAUGGAGGAAAAUAUCCCAAUGACUCUGAAGAACGUCACAAGGGUGGAGGAGUCUGCAGCCUUCAGUGGCAGAAAAUGAGAGAGAGAGAGAGGUAGAGCCCAGGGAGAGAAGGUGAUGGGGGGAGUGUGAGUGGAGUUUGGAGAGGGGAAAACCUAUAGCGAAUAUGUUUGGGAGUGGAGAGGUGAAGCUUGGCUAAGGAGAUAGGAGGGGAGGGUCAAUACCCUUCAGAACAACAUACACAAACCUUAACGUGCAUUGGAGAAGGGGAAACCUAUAUGGAAUAAAUGUAAUUCUCUUGCAGAAAGGAAUGGAAAAUGCUUUAAGGGAGAAAUUAGGAAAGAAAAUCCUUCUUUGAGCCAAUUUUAUCUUCACUGUACUUUGCUUUGUCUGUAUCACUGCAACAGAUCUUAAUGUCAAGAUAAAUUCUGGCAGUUCAAUUAACACUCUGCCUUUUAGUAGCUGGCAUGUUUUGGCUUUGACUGUCACCCACCCCCAUUCAGCAUGGUCCUCUGUCCACUUCUAGCAGUAGCAGGAAAGACUGAUAAUCCUGCUACAGCCUUAGCUAACAGAGCUGGGUCUCAUAGCUCAGGCAGUGGUGUCUCAUGCUUUAAGAUCCAGAGAGCUCCACUUCACUUUUAGCUGACAAUAACUCCUUCGCCCUCCA
Messenger RNA from Dermochelys coriacea (leatherback sea turtle), 1903 nucleotides. Its product is annotated as E3 ubiquitin-protein ligase TRIM38-like. The record is from RefSeq and is a predicted model, not a curated record. Gene Ontology annotation, molecular function: zinc ion binding; protein binding. Lineage: Eukaryota; Metazoa; Chordata; Testudines; Dermochelyidae.